UUUUUUUUUUGUCAUUGUUAAAACAGUUUUUUAUAUAUUAUGGGUCUUUUCGAUUUCUUUGGUGAACAAUACACUGAAUUCAACAACAUUCCUGAAGAGCACCAUAAAGCUCGCCUUAGUCACGAACUUAUUGCUGGUGCCGCUUCUUAUGAAGCUGUAAAGGCUUAUAAUGAACAUUGUGCCAAAAAUGGUAAACCAAACGAUCAUGCUACUGCUAUGGAGAUUCUUGCUGGAUUUGCUGGUAGCGCCAUUGAUAGAAUGGUUGAAACAAAGGGUCUUGAUUUCAUUGAUAGAGAAAGAGCUAAGAGACAUGCUGAAGAACAAGUCAAGCAAUUCUAUGAAUUCGAAGCUUAAGCAUUUAGCUGCAUAUCUUUUCAUAUAAUAUAUCCAUUUUUUUAACUGCAAUAAAAAAUAAAGAUUUGUUUAAAGAAAAAAAAA
Molecule: messenger RNA, 438 nt
Organism: Cokeromyces recurvatus
Lineage: Eukaryota; Fungi; Mucoromycota; Mucoromycetes; Mucorales; Mucoraceae
Exons: 5
Coding region: 40-354 (104 amino acids)
Source: RefSeq, a predicted model, not a curated record